This is a messenger RNA of Penicillium bovifimosum, 2193 nucleotides long. RefSeq lists its product as uncharacterized. Gene Ontology annotation, biological process: regulation of DNA-templated transcription; DNA-templated transcription. The record is from RefSeq and is a predicted model, not a curated record. Lineage: Eukaryota; Fungi; Ascomycota; Eurotiomycetes; Eurotiales; Aspergillaceae. The transcript has 4 exons. Gene Ontology annotation, molecular function: zinc ion binding; DNA binding; DNA-binding transcription factor activity, RNA polymerase II-specific. Bases 1 to 2193 code for a protein of 730 amino acids.
AUGAAGCGGAAUCGCAUACAGUUUGAGGCCAAUUGCGAUGCCUCGUCUGCUUCUCCUCCGCAAGGUGCUUCCACCACAGAGGAGCGCCCUCAUCAUGUCCCAAAGAUCUCGCGACGGAUACGGGCAUGCACGGAGUGUAAGCGGCACAAAGUGCGCUGUGACAUGGAGGCAAGCGAGUCGAUAUGCUCGCGGUGUCGGCGCAUGGGGCUGGAGUGCGUUGUGAAUAAGAGUCUUCAAACAUUACUCGAGGAUGAAGCCGAGUGGAAAUCAAUGAUCGAAGCAGCAAUGACGGAUUUGCUCAGAAAGUCACAACUACCGGAGCUAUCAUACUAUCAAGCAGGUGGUGGUUCGAAUGAGACACCUUCGAACAAGAGAGGCCGAAAAGACUCCACCGUUUCGACUGAUGAUGGUGGAUUUGCGCAACACAACAGGGCCGAGACGACUGAGAACACUGUGAAAAAUGGCAGUGCUUCAAGGUCAAACUACGGGUUUCCCCAACAACAUCCACGCUAUGCGUUGGACCGUGAGGAGACAGGCGCAACCUCCUUGGUCACGGCCCCGAUGGGCAGUUUAUAUGAAGUGACGCAGCUCAGUGAGAAUCGCGAAAGCUCGCCCGGACAAAAACUGGCCCCAGAUCAGGCACUGGUCACUGAUAUAAUCUCACGCGGAGUGGUCGAUAUACAGGAAGCGGAGGAGCUGUUCUAUCAAUUCGACCAGGUACUCAACCGCUACCUAUGGGAUGGAGCCUUACUAGCACACAAAGACUUGACUUCUGUCCGUCGGUCAUCGUCGAUGCUGUGUGCUGCUAUUAUGGCCGUCACCGCGCUUCAUAUGCCGACCAAGGAGCGCACAUUUGAUACGUGCUACACCGAGUUUGCAAGGUUAGCCUCCGAUUCCAUGCUAGGCCAUCACCAUACUCUGGAUGAUAUUCGCGCGCUAUGUAUUGGAGCAUUCUGGCUUGCGGAUGUUAGCUGGAAGCUCUCCGGUUAUGCAGUUCGAAUUGCAACCGAGCGUAAUCUGCACCAGUUCUUCCGCAAGGCCACACAGGGAUCACCAGAACACAUUGAACAGGCUAGGCUAUGGUAUCUUCUUUACACACUGGAACACCACUUUUCUAUUGCAUAUGGCCGACCGCCGAUGAUCCACGAAGACGCCAGUAUCACUCAACACAACAUAUUUACACAAAGCCCGUCAAUAUCACAAGGAGACCUACGACUUCACAGCCAGGUCGAUCUGUUUAUAAUCCUCACUCGUAUAUACUUUGCAUUCGGCCCCGAUGUCGACCUCGAGGUUCCCGAGAGCGAUUUCCCCAAGAUUGAUCAAUACGAUAAUGAUAUCGGGGAGUGGAAGUCAUCAUGGCUUCCUCGACUGGCGGGGAGUCGAUAUGUCGGUUCAUAUCCUUACAAAGCCGUGUACAUGCACUAUCAUUUCUCUCGGCUGCAACUGAACUCAGUCGCCCUACGUACAUACCACUCAUCUACUUCCUCUGGACAAAUGUCAUUCGAGCGCAGAAAGCGCGCCAACAUCGCCGUCGAAUCAGCGAUUGGUACUCUCCAGGUUUGUCUGGACGAACGAGAUAUCCAGCUGGCGCUCGUCGGCGUGCCACUGUAUCUCCACAGCAUGAUCACAUUUGCUGCAGUCUUCCUGUUGAAAAUAGCAGCUAAAGUCUGCUCAAACGGUGCUAUCCCCGGAAGCCACGGCAAACGGACUUCAAUCGCCUCGGCAGGCCUCCACGUCGACGUGAGCUACGUGCGUGUCCUGGUUGGGCGGGUUGUCGACCUCAUGGUGUCCUGUAGCCAACGAGCGAGCGAGCGCCACCUCAGCCACCACAUUGCCCGUGGACUCCGCAAGAUGCUGACAGGACUCGAGGAAUGGGAGAAGCGCACUGCCGGCCAACAGCCCAUGGGGUCCACUUCACAGGAGCCCCCUCUCUUCAAGCCAGUGGUGAUUCCCGGUGCUCAGAUGCUGGGCGAACGUGACACUAUUCUGAAUCACCCGCCUCCCCUGCUUGGAGUUGCGCCUUUGUCCGCUGAACGGAGCAAUGGGUUCGAACCGCCCCUGACACCGGGGAAGCAGGAGCCGGGACUCUCGGAGGGCUCGAUGGACCCGAUGAUGGCAGAUCUGUGGGGCUUUGAUGAGGAAUAUUUCCCCACAGGUGUCUUUGACUUCCUUCAGAGCCAGAUGCCGGCUUGA